Messenger RNA from Grosmannia clavigera kw1407, 2274 nucleotides. RefSeq lists its product as uncharacterized. The transcript is spliced from 6 exons. NCBI's taxonomy places the organism in Eukaryota, Fungi, Ascomycota, Sordariomycetes, Ophiostomatales, Ophiostomataceae. Bases 1 to 2274 code for a protein of 757 amino acids. The record is from RefSeq and is a predicted model, not a curated record. Gene Ontology annotation, biological process: positive regulation of transcription by RNA polymerase II; negative regulation of transcription by RNA polymerase II. Gene Ontology annotation, cellular component: nucleus; transcription regulator complex.
AUGAUGGCGAGCAUCGGCGCGGCUUUUCCUCCUCACCCUGGCGCCAUGCAACAACAUCCGGGCGUUCCCCAGGGCCACCCCGGCCUUGCUCCGGGCAUGGCUCACAACCCGAGCCAACCAGGCGGUCCGCCGGGCUCUGUUCCGCAACACCUCGCUGCCGCCCACAUGGGCGUCUCCGGUCCUGGACCCCAGAUGAAUCCGGUCGCCAUGAUGGGCAUACCCCCUGGAGCCGGCCCCAAUGCGCAUGCAAUGCAGCAUCUCACCCCGCAGCAGCAGCAGCAGCUGCUCCAGCAACAACAACAGAUGGGUCAGAUGGCCUCCAAUAAUCCCAACUUUCAGCUGCAGCAGCAGCACCGCUUCCAGAUGCAGCAACAGCAGCAACAGCAACGACAGAACCAGCAAAUGCUCAUGCAACAGCACGGCAUGUAUCCUAGCGGGAUGCCUAUGGGCCCGGUGAACAUGAACCAAAUUGCCGCUCUCCAAAGACGGAUGGCCGGACCGCACGCUCAGGACCCGCGCGCCCAAGCAUUCCUGGCACAGCAAAUAGCCAUCCAGCAGCAAGCGGCUGCACAAAGCCAAAACCCGAACGCCGGUCAGCUCAAUCUGCACCAGGCCCAGAUUGCCGCCCUCCAAGCACAGCAAGCGCAGCAAGCGCAGCACGCUCAGCAGGCCCAGCAGGCCCAGGCUCAGCACGUGCAGCAAGCACACCAAGCACACCAAGCACAGCAGGCGCAUCAGGCUCAACAAGCCGCAGCCGCCGCUGCCCACGCCCAGCAGCAGGCUCAUCAAGCUCAGGCACAACAGCAAGCCCAACAGGCCCACCAGGCACAGCAACAGGCACAACACCAGGCACAGCAGCAACAACAGCAACAGCAGCAGCAGCAGCAGGCACACCAGGCACAGCAAGUCUCUCAAGGACAACAAACCCCCGGCAUUCCCGGCCAGCCACAGGGGCAACAGCCAACUCCAGGCCAGUCUCAGCCGCAAACACCUCAGCCUACUGGUCAGCCGACCGUCGGCCCGCCACCUCAGAAUGCUGGGCCUCAGGGUCCGCAAAUGCAGGUACCGCCUCAGAUGGCCGGCAACGCACAUCAACAGCAGCCAGUGUCCGGCCCGCCACAACCACCGAUGCCCCACAUCGCCGGCUUUCCAGGAUCCAAGGGCAAAGACGACCUCUCAUACUGGGUUAACCUCGUUCAUCAGUUUUUUGCCAGCACCGGCGUGUUUCGUCACACCAUCCAUAUCGUCGAAGGCGAUGAGAAGACCACCAACAAGCAAUUCGAGAUUCCGUUUUCCGCACUACCCCGCUACUUCCAUACCUACUUUGAGAGCGGCGUCACAAAGCUUCAGCUGAUCAUGGACAACGCCGUCGUGGAAAAGCCGCCGGUCAGCGACCGAUUCUGCGUCGAGAACUACAAAUCCAGUUUGGUCCAGUGGUUUGAGAAUGGCGGACACGUCGUAUCCACUGGCACAAUUCGCGCGCAGUUCGACCCGGAAGUCAAGAUGGACUUGUUUGAGUUUGUCUGCGAUGGUCAUGAAGAGUUCGUUUCUCGGAAGCUCGUCCUUCAAGCUGCCAGACCGGGCCACAACUGGCUAAAGGAGUGGAACAAAGUCAACAGCCCGCCCGACAGCAAGCAGUCGCCGGAAAUGAGCAAGAAGUCAAAGGCCAAGCAGUUGAAAUCUCCACAGAGCCAGCCACCAGCUUUUGAUCUGCCGUCUGUCAUCGAGGGCAACGCUGGCCUGACUAGUGCCAUGAAGCAAUUUCUUGAAAUAGUCGAAGUGAUGGGCUACAUGAACUCGCUCUUUGGCUUCUCCCAUGGAAAUCCGACCCUGACAGCAUUUGGUGCCCUCGACCAGUUUGUGCAGACCGUCUGCACAACAUCCAAUGGGAAUGUGCCGAUGAUGAUACCACAAGGACCUCCACGGACUCCUAGUAUGGGGUUCCCCAUUGGUGCCAGCCCGCAUCUAACCCAUCUACCGCCUCCGGGUUCACCACACGUUAUUGGCAGCCCGGCAGCUGGCGUAAUGCCAGCGCCUUCAAUGCAUCGGUCGCAAAGCCAACAGGGACCCGGCUCUAACGUCGCCAGUGCCAACACUUCGCCUGCGGGAACCAAGCGCAGACGGCCUUCUGGCGUGAAGACGGAGGACGAAAUGAACGGCGGGCCUACAUCAGUCCCAACUCCAUCAGCCAACCCACAGGCAAACGGCCUUCAGGGUAAACCGAAGCCACCCACACCAAGGAUGCAGAAGAAGCAGAAGGUGAAUCCGACGUAG